This is a messenger RNA of Pelagomonas calceolata, 2931 nucleotides long. The record is from the annotation of a GenBank genome assembly. Lineage: Eukaryota; Pelagophyceae; Pelagomonadales; Pelagomonadaceae.
GCAAGCUUCACAACGCACCGGGUGCUAUAGAGUUCGCUCUGACAGCUCAGUGUUUGUUUUCGAGGGCUUUGGUACGUGGGUGAUCUCGUGGUCCAACUUUGACGUGCUGCGGAGGGCUGACAGAGAGCUGACAAGAUGGCAGCAAGGAGCACCUCCUUCGGUAUGCCCGACGAAACGAAGGACGAAACGAAAGAGCCCUCGCUCGCCGACGCCUGGGCCGACACGCUGUCAGCAAGGUCGUCGCCGGCGAGCCUCUCCUCGAAAAUCCACGACAGCGACGCGGAGCUUGAAACUCAGUCUUCAUCGGAGCUGGCCGAAGCCUGGACGAAGACGCUCCCGCCGCCGCCGCCGAAGAACGAGACGGGCGUGAAGCUGACGUUGGGGGAUGCGACGCGCGUAGGAGCACGAACCUUGUACACCUUCUACCUCGGCCACGCCGACCACGCCUGGACCGUGAAAUUGCGCUACUCGGACUGCGCUUCAGUUUUUGCGGCGUGUGCAAAAGUCGACGUGCCUUUACCAACACCGCCUCCCAAAACAUGGCGCCUCACGUGUCGAGGCGAGGCCGAGGCCGAGGAGCGUGGUAGGCAUCUAGCGAGGUACUUGAGUCGUGUUGUGGCGUCGGAGAAGUGCUGGGCGCUCUCAGCAGUCAAGGAGCUCUUCGGCGUCUCCACAACAACCUUCGACGAGGAGCUGGGCCCGUCCGCAAAGGAGGGCUGGUGUUUAGUUGAAGGUAGAAGAAGAUGGGUCGUGGCGAAGCCGCGCUUUCUGGCCGUGUACGAUGCGAGCGACGCUGAUAAAGAUGCCGCGCGAUUUGUGGAAUUAGAGUGCUCGUCGCACAAAGUAGUAGUGGAGGGCUGCGACGUGAGUGUUGGUAACUUAAAGCUACGGACCGAGGGCCGCGAUCGCGAUAGAAUCGCGCGGGAGUGGGCCGACGCUAUUGAAAGCACCAUCGGUAGGCGACGAACAUCCGCCUUCGCGCCGCAACGAUCUAAAAGUCGCGCGGCGUUUUUUGUGAGUGGUGCGGAGUAUUUCGGGGCUGUUAAAGAGGCCAUUGACCAAGCUACUUCCACUGUCUGCGUCGCCGGGUGGCGCAUCGAGCCGCAGACGCCUCUGCAACGAGAUCCUACCGUAAGUGUCGUGGACGUGCUAGGGAACGCGGUGAAGAGGGGCGUGCGCGUCUGCGUUUUAUUACAUCGCGAAUUGUCCGCGACGAUGCAGCCGCGCCAUCGAAGCGGAGAAUGCGCGGAAAUCUUAGAGAAAGUUGGAGUAGAGGUACUACGGCAUCCAAGACCGAUGGCGCGCCAGGCCUUCUGGACGCACCACGAGAAGGUUGUUGUUGUCGAUCAAUGCAGAGCAUUUGUCGGCGGGCUGGAUCUGUGUGAAGGCAGGUAUGAUGACCUGGAGAGGAGACUGCGGGACGAUACACUUGUGGGGCGGGAGUACUACCAGCCGUGUGCCGCGGAUUACACGAAGAUCGAUCGGACACAAACUCCGAGGCUGCCGUGGCACGACGUGGCAUGUCUUGUGGACGGCGGCGCCGCGUUAGAUGUGUUCCUCCACUUCGCGCAGCGCUGGGAGCACCACCGGAGGGAGCUGAAGAAGAAGGUGCCCGCGUUAUUGCCUUAUACGGACACGCCUCGUAAAGGCUUAGGACCGGGCGCCGAAUUGAUUGAUGCAACUGGUCCAAUAGCGUCGUGCCGCGUCGUCCGGUCAGCAGGUGGUUGGUCUUUAGGGGUGCCUACGGAUUCUAGCGCGGCGAAGGCCUGGAGCGAUGUUAUUUCUUCCUCAAAACAUUUCGUCUACGUCGAGCAGCAGUACUUCAUCACGAGCUUUGAUGACGAGUCUGAUUCAGAGGAAGAGCUCGACUACAAGGGCGCAUCCGUAUUAAAUGUGGCGGCGCCGCCGUCGCUGAAGCCCGGUCAAACGGUAGAAGUGCCGCACGGCGCGACGACGAUGACGGCCGUGGUGGAUGAGUUCGGACGACUGCGGGCGGUGGACUCUACACAACCGUCGUCACAGGGCCUGCUGCAGAGGGUGGGCUCGCGCAUCGGUGAUAUCAAAGAUGGCAUCGACUCCAGGAAGGGCUCGUUCGAGAAGGGCGUCAAAAAUAACAUUGGCCGAGCUUUAUUGGAGCGACUCCGGAGGGCCAUUCGUGGCGAUGAGACGUUCCGGGCACUUAUUCUACUGCCAUUACGGCCGAAGGGUCGAUUGCUGGAAGGAGACGAUCCUGCCGCCUGCGCCGUUCUCAGACAGCAGCGGUCUUGCAUCGCCGAGUUCCUCGGUAAACUUAGGAAUGAGUUUCCGUCCACCGACCUAGAUAGGUUCGUCUUCUUCGCGACGCUGCGGACGCACGACGUUCUACAAAACGGCCCGUGCUCCGAGAUGGUUUAUGUUCAUUCCAAACUGUUAAUAGUGGACGACGCGACGUGUGUCGUCGGUUCUUGCAACAUUAACGAUCGCUCGUUGCGAGGUGGUAGGGAUACGGAGGUCGCGGUCGUGGUCGACGGGCCUCAAGUGAAAGAGCUGAGGGUGAAGCUGUGGCGGGCCCAUCUCGGCAUCCGAGACUCGCCGCGGCCCCAUUUAUCACGGUCGUCCUUGGAUGUCACAGAUGUCAUAACGUGCUUUGAUCAAGUUGUGGAGACGGCGAAGACGAACGCGACGCUCGUCGAGGCUUGUUUUGAUUUAAGGCCCCUGGACGACGUCGCUACUCUCGAAGACGCGAAGUCGGCCGUCGGCCUCGGGUGUGUGUCCAGGCGCCUCGCGAACUUGGAAGGCGAGGCGCGGGAGAAAGUUGUGCGGGAAAUUGCGAACACGCUCGGGGGCGUCCGCGGCGACUUGUGUGCUUUCCCUGUCAAGUUCUUGGGCGCGGACGCGCUCGCCCCGCCGUUAUUAGGAAGGCUUGUUGUUGGUAGAAAACUGUUUCAAUAA